UCAUUGUCUAUGGUGACGUAGUGAGGUGGUGAAGAGCUUUGUCGCCAGCAUAAAAUCGUACCAAGCAAUCCCUAAAGAUUAUUUAGAAAAGUGAAGUGCUUCGAUAUAAAAACGGAUUACUCUCAUCACUUUAGUUUCGGUGAAUCUGAAUAAUGUUGGAUCCAAUGGACACUAUCGACAUGAAAUCGUGUCGAAUAUGCCUGACAAACAAAAAACCACUAUGUCCUCUAUUCAGAUAUAAAUUGUCCGGUAAUUAUGCUGAAAUGCUAACAGCGAUUGCCGAUGUUAAGGUUUCUUCUAAUGAUGGCUUGCCUGAAAAGAUUUGCCUCAAAUGCUGCACCACUUUGGAGAAAGCAUACCUACUUAAGACAGUGGCUGAAAGGUCUGAUAAGAAACUGAGAAAAAUACUAGCGAGGGCAAAAGAACAUGUUCCAACAAAGAAAAUUGCCUUUGAUUCUUUUACUGAUAUUAAAAGUGAAAUUGGACCUCUGACAAUAAAAUCUGAGCCAAAAUGGGAAAUGGAAUUAGAUAUGAUGCCAGAAGGAGGCAAACCAGUGGAAACUAUGGAUGGUAAAGAUAUUGUUAUUGCAAAUACAGUCAUAAGGAAAGUUGAUCCUGAUGCUGAAGAAAUUAAACUUGAUGAUUCCGAUGAUGUGCAGCUUACUUGGAGGACAAUAAAAACUAGUUAUCCUACCAAAAGUGAUCCAGACGCUGAAUAUUUAGAUGAUGAUGUGUUUCACGAUGAUGACGAUGAUGAUUAUGUGCCUACUGUAGAAAAGACUAAAACUAAAUUUAAGAAACCAAAACUGUCAGAUAUCAAAGUGUUCAAAGGCAAAACUGUUCUAAGGAAAGUAAAAGUAUUGAAAAAAUUUAAAGAUGAGUAUGACAAUGAUUCUCCCCGAUCCAGGGAUGAAAAUAAAACAAGAUCAACAACGAUUACUUGCUAUCCGAUCAUGAAGAAUGGUUCCAGAGGAUCUCCUAUACUUCUAAAGAGACCAAAAGAUGCCACUGUAUUAAAAGUUCAUGCAGGAUAUAAGUCAAAAACUCCAGGAUCAUCGUCAUCACGUGAAAGCACAGUUUCACGAAGAGAUAAACCUGUUAGAAUGGUUCGUACUGCGGUCACCAAGCAACGUGAGAAGCUGGUUUGCCCUGUCUGUGGUAUACUUACUUACACUUUGGGCAAUCAUAUAGCUACACAUCAAGAGAAAAAGAGAUACACAUGUACUCAAUGCCCAAGGUCAUUUGCACAGAAGAGUAACUUGCUGGUCCAUGCUAAACAACAUACAGGAAUCAAAGACCACAUUUGUGAAAUAUGUGGAGCUGGUUUUUACAGCCAGAAGUCAUUGGUUAGGCAUAACCUUAUUCAUAAAGGAGAGAGACCCUUCUCCUGCAAUUUGUGUACUAAGAGAUUCAUUGCUGUGGCAGGCCUGCGCCGCCAUAUGGCGAUACAUACCGGAGAAAAACGGUUCAUCUGUGGCUUCUGCAAUAAAAAAUUCACCCAAAGCCACCAUCUGCAGAAUCAUUUGAUUACCCACACUGGCGAUAGGCCUUAUUCUUGCGAGGUCUGCAAUGUUGCAUUCAGUUACAAAGUGAACUUAAAUAACCACGUGUUCAAAGUGCAUGGUGUCAACCUGAAAUUCAAGUCUAUUCAUACAGUGACUGAGGAUGUGUUGCGAAGGGAGAUGGGCAUGUUAAAUGAAACAAGGGUCGCUAUAUCCCAUAUUAUGCCGCAGUUAGGCGAAGUACCGACCCCCGCCGCGCAUGAAACUGUACUCUCAUUGUCCUGAUUUGAAAACCAAAAAGAGUAUCCAUAAUAAUAUAUCGUCAGCCGUGAGUGACAAGCUUUUAUUUUAACAUCUUAUUUUCAUGUUGAUUAGUGUCGAAUGCAAUUAUGAGGUGUAAAAUGCAAGAUUUAUGUUUUAAUUACUUUAAUUGUAAUACAUGCCUACAUACUUAGAUUUUUAAUAACUUCCCUGACCCAUGAGAUAUAUGCCGAUUCUUUAAUUAUUAUGUCUGCAUCGUGGACAGUGAAGUGGUUAAAAAAAAAUACUAGAAAUGUUUUCACAAAUUGUAUAUAGUCUUUGUUAAUACUUAAUUAAAAUAAGUUUUGACAUUAAAA
This is a messenger RNA of Helicoverpa zea (corn earworm), 2119 nucleotides long. RefSeq names its product zinc finger protein 239-like. The transcript is spliced from 9 exons. Gene Ontology annotation, biological process: regulation of transcription by RNA polymerase II. Gene Ontology annotation, molecular function: RNA polymerase II cis-regulatory region sequence-specific DNA binding; zinc ion binding; DNA-binding transcription factor activity. Bases 153 to 1787 code for a protein of 544 amino acids. The record is from RefSeq and is a predicted model, not a curated record. Gene Ontology annotation, cellular component: nucleus. Lineage: Eukaryota; Metazoa; Arthropoda; Insecta; Lepidoptera; Noctuidae.